AAUUGACUUUAUAGGUACUUGUCAUGUACUUCGGGACACGUUACAGGGGGCAUAUGUGGUACUUUGAUGUGAGACAUGCGAUGUCAUAGCUCGAGACUUACCUAAGGUUAGGUACCUGGUAGCCGUGUCGCAACUCCAAACUGCGCCUUCUCUAUCGUUCUCUCUCCUUUGUCAUCAACAUUAGAGCAAACGAUAAAUUCAAACAUUGACAACUCCUUUCGCCCAUUUCGCUUUAAUAUAAUAAUACAAAUAAAACAGACCACCAUGGCUGGAGAUCCUCGUGCUCUGCUACAGAAGGCAGAUAAGACGCUCGCCAGCGCUUCCAGUGGCUUCAGUUUCUUCGGUGGCCGAGAAGACAAGUAUCAAAAUGCUGCAGAUCUAUAUGUCGAGGCGGCGAAUUCUUUCAGAAUUCAGAAAAUGAACCGGGAAGCCGGCCAGGCUUUCGAAAAGGCGGCUGCGGUCCAAACCAAACAGCUAAACGAACCCGACGAUGCCGCGAACACCUUGGUCGAUGCCUUUAAAGUCUACCGGAAAGAAAACCCCGAAGAUGCAGUGCGAUGUCUCGAUAUCGCUGUCAACCAAUACUGCAAGAAGGGCAACUUCAGGCGAGCAGCGCAACACAAGGAGAAUAUGGGCGAAGUCUUCGAGAACGAGGUGGGCGAUACGAAGCGUGCACUCGAAUGCUACGAAUCCGCUGCUGGAUGGUACGAAGGAGAUAAUGCUUCAGCUCUGGCGAACAAGCUCUGGCUUAAGGUAGCAGACAUUGCGGCCCUCGAAGGCGACUAUUACAAGUCGAUCGAACAAUACGAGAAGGUUGCAGGGGCUUCCAUCAACAACAACCUAAUGCGAUACUCGGUAAAGGACUACUUCCUCAAGGCGGGUAUCUGCCACCUAGCGACGGGUGAUAUGGUCGCCGCAAAUCGCGCGCUCGAGAAGUACCGAGAUCUAGACCCGACGUUCCCUAGUACCCGAGAGCACCAGCUGCUUACAGACCUGGCAGCCGCCAUCGAAGCGGGCGACCAGGAUCAAUUUACGGACAAGUUGUUCCAGUUUGACCAGAUGAGCAAGCUUGAUAAGUGGAAGACUACGAUUCUUGUACGAGUCAAGAACAACAUCGAAGAGGCCGGCGAAGACUUCUCUUAAGGAAAUCCGGAAGACCGAUGAUAAGCAGAAGGCUCUGUCAGAAUGACCAGCCGAAAACAACAUAUGGGUGCACAUUGGGUUGGGUGAGACGCGGCAUGACCGUGCAAAUCGCAUAGAGAGUCAUGAUUACGACGUUUGGCCUAGAACAUGAACUGUAGCAAAACUAGCUACCAUUGUCAAGACUGAAGACUGGAGACUACCUACUUCGUCACUUACCACAUGAGAUAGCAUUAACACUGUUUUCCACAUCCUCACAGUAUAGUUCUGCCAGCCAGGAGGAACUAAUUGUUUUUGAGAGGAGUUGUUUGAUAUUGGGAUGAAUGAUAUAUAUGCCUUUCUAUCUAUUUAACUAACAUAUAUUGAAAACAAUAUCUGAAAGCUACCUAAGA
Annulohypoxylon maeteangense is the source of this 1532-nucleotide messenger RNA. Its product is annotated as TPR-like protein. Gene Ontology annotation, molecular function: syntaxin binding; soluble NSF attachment protein activity. Gene Ontology annotation, biological process: SNARE complex disassembly; intracellular protein transport. Bases 265 to 1143 code for a protein of 292 amino acids. The record is from RefSeq and is a predicted model, not a curated record. Gene Ontology annotation, cellular component: SNARE complex; vacuolar membrane. The transcript has 3 exons. Lineage: Eukaryota; Fungi; Ascomycota; Sordariomycetes; Xylariales; Hypoxylaceae.